Capsicum annuum is the source of this 400-nucleotide messenger RNA. RefSeq lists its product as uncharacterized. The record is from RefSeq and is a predicted model, not a curated record. Lineage: Eukaryota; Viridiplantae; Streptophyta; Magnoliopsida; Solanales; Solanaceae.
AUGGGUGAUAUUGUCAUAUUACAUAAUGCUGUUUGGGCCAUAGCUGGAUUUGGAAUUGCAGCACUUGUUGCUGCAACUAUAACUUACCAACGUCAGAGAGAAAGAGAAGAAGUGUGUGAAUGGCUCCUACUGUGAAGUUCUUUCAGCCAACUCGAUCAAUGAACCAUAUGAGCUGUUUCGACUCAAGUUGGUUCUUGGUACACAUGCAAACUUGUAGGUAGUUUAACUGAAGAUGUUUUAGUCUAUGGGGUGCUUUGGUAUGUGUCUUGGUUACCUAGCUAUGUCUAUUAGAUAGUGUGUACUUGUGGAAUAGUUUUAUUGAGUUGUAACGCGUCCAAAGCUAAUGCACUCAUAUCUGCCUUCAAGGUGAGGAUGGAACCAGUCAUUGGUCAGCAUGCAA